AUGGCUUUGGAUUUACGCUUGCAUUCUCCAGCAGGCGCGGAACCCGUUGUUUAUACAUGGCCCCUCACAUCAGGUCAUGGCUCGGACAAGCACGAUGGGGCCCUGGAGAUAGUAGAAACAAUAAGGUGGGUAUGCGACGACCUGCCGGAGAUGAAGGGUGCCUUGGAGAAGAACAUCCUAAGCGACUACGACACCCACUCAUACGAGAGUAUGCGGGCAUUAUGCGACCGCUUCAACCGCGCUAUCGACUCCGUUGUCGCCUUGGAGAAAGGUACUUCACUGCCUGCUCAGCGCCUAAACAAGUACCCGUCCAGAGCAUUGUUGAAACACAUACUGCAACAAACUUAUAACCAAGCCGUUGCUGACCCAGAAAAGUUAAACCAAUAUGAGCCUUUUUCGCCCGAGGUGUAUGGUGAGACCUCUUUCGAGCUAGUAUGUCAAAUGAUAGAUCAAAUAGAUAUCACAGCAGAAGAUGUGUUCGUGGACUUGGGUUCGGGCGUCGGGCAAGUUGUAUUGCAGAUGGCUGCAGCGACACCUUGCCGCAUCUGUUUUGGUGUCGAGAAAGCGGAAGUGCCUAGUAAAUAUGCAGAGAAUAUGGAUUCGAAUUUUAGAAUGUGGAUGAAAUGGUACGGAAAAAAGUAUGGGGAAUAUAAAUUAAUAAAAGGAGAUUUUUUAAUGGACGAACAUAGAGAAAAGAUAAAUUCGGCGACAAUAGUUUUUGUUAAUAAUUUUGCGUUCGGCCCUCACGUCGACCACCAGUUAAAGGAGAGAUUCGCAGAUUUAAAAGACGGCGCCAAAAUCGUGUCUUCGAAGAGCUUUUGUCCACUUAACUUUAGGAUAACAGACAGAAACCUCAGCGACAUCGGGACCAUCAUGCAUGUUAGUGAAAUGUCGCCGCUGAAAGGAUCAGUCUCGUGGACUGGGAAGCCAGUAUCUUACUAUUUACAUAUAAUAGAUAGGACCAAAUUAGAGAGAUAUUUUCAAAGACUGAAAAAUCCGAAACUCAAGGUCAGCAAAAGGGGUAUACAAAAUGGGUGUGAAGAGGGAGAAAGCAGUAAGAGGAAUCUAAGUGCGCCUCCCACUAGGCAAUCGACGCCGGACUUGCUCAAUGGAAAUAGCAAUCACAGUACGGGGUCUUUGCCUGAGAGGAGAAGGAAAGUUGCGCGGCCUAGACCGAUUAGAGGUGAAAACGGACGGACGCGUGCGCGCGCAGCAGUAGCAAAGCGUCGCCCGGCGAGACGCUCCAGUGAUGAAAGUGAUGAAGAGUCCAGCGGAACUGAUGAUGCUCCACCUGGGCCUGAGCCCGCGCCCAGGGAAUGGGGCGCUCCCUGGGCCUCCUCAUCUGAUUCUAAUCGUCGCGGGCGCAGCUCAAAGCGGAGUGCAAGUGCCGGCGGGGCUCGGAGACGCGCGGCCAGAGCCAAGCGACGCAGGGGUGCGAGGCCUAAUAUAGCAGGACUGGAUUUGUUGCAUUCCACCACGCUGGCUUCCACAAUACAUAAUGGCGCGGUGACGACAGCGCCACCUGGCUGCGUAGAGCAACGCUUGUCAGCAUUGGGAGUAUCCUUACAAUCGCCUGAACGAUUACAUUCAGAACUAGAGAUCCCACGGUCACCGCACACACCAUACAGUUUGCAACUAUUGCUCGAUAUGUUUAGAGACCAGUAUUUAGCUUUUAUCACGCAAAUGAACACACCGCAAUACGCCCACGAUAUCAGACAGCAGAUUGAUAAGGAGAAGGAAAGAAACCAAAAAUUAAAAUCAAGAGCCUCUCAGUUAGAUAAACAAAUAAGUGUGCUAAUAAGUGACAGUGUGGCGCUUCUAAAGGCUAGGAUGAGUGAGCUUGGUAUUCAUGCCAAUAAUACCGUGGACUUGUUGGCGAAGGCAAAGGAAAUCGUCGGGAGACAUAAGGAGCUUCAGAGUAAAGCUAGUAAAUUACAAGCACAGGUAUCAAAUAUAGAAGUGGAACAGGCAAUGCUCGUAAAACAAAGGACGUUUGAAAUAACUGAAAAAUAUCGGCAGCUGGGUCACAUCCCGCCCGACGUCGAAAUAACUCAAAGCAUAGCGCACGACUGCAUAUUAAAGGAGAUAUCGGCGACUCUAGCGCAUAGGAAGAGACUUCACGCACAAGUUGGACAUCUUCAGAACGAAAUAAUUCAGAUGGAGAAAGCAAGUGAGCAACAGAAAGCAACACCGAGCGUUCCCGUUGCUACCGUUAAGCCUCAUACAGUCAAUUCUAAACCUAGAAAGUCUAGGGACCACAGGUCGAGGUCACAAGACUGGCCCGAUGUGCCUGAUGUAGGCAAGAUUGAAGAACAAAACCCAGAAAUUCUAGCUCAGAAAAUACUAGAGACAGGUCGACAGAUUGAAGCCGGCAAGAUCACAAAACCUAACGUUAUAGUUAAUGGGUAUUUGAAGGAUCUAGAUAGACAUGCGGAUCAUAGACAAAAGUCGGCAGUCCAAAUCAAUCGCGCGCACGUACCGGCACGUCCGGGCGUGCCAUUGGCCCGUUCGCCUGUCAAGUCCCAGAAGCCGCUGAACGUGGUCGCCAAAGUCCAAGAAUCGCCUAAGGUCAUCAACUUCGAAGACCGUCUGAAGAGCAUCAUCACCUCUGUGCUUAAUGAAGACCAGGAACAGCGGAAGGCGUCAAGGCUUGAGCCAAGGCAACCCACCCCAAAUCACACGUUCAGUAAUGGUUACGUGAGACCAAAUGCGCCCCAUCAGGGGUAUGUACGGCCGCAAACUGGAAACGCCGUCCAAGCUUACGCCCGCCCCAUUCGGGAUUUACGUGACCCUCGGGACUUACGUGACCCACGGGAAAUACGUGACCCAAGAGAAAUGCGUGACCCUAGGGAAUUGCGUGACCCACGGGAACUACGUGACCCAAGAGACUUGCGUGACCCACGUGAUAUGAGGGAUGUAAGGAGAGAGCGAUACGGGUAUGAACGCCGUGAGCCGAGGCCGUCGCAUGCGCAUCACGAGCCCAGACCGCCUGAUAUGAGGAAUCAUCACCCCGGACAGCCAGAUUAUACACAGGUGUCCCCAGCAAAACUAGCCCUCCGUCGUCACUUAUCACAAGAACGCGUGUCAGGUGGAGCUCGUACUAUCGGGGACCUGGUGAAUGGAGAGAUCGAGCGAACGCUGGAAAUCUCCAACCAGAGCAUCAUCAACGCAGCUGUGCAUAUGAGUGCCCGGUACCAUGAGCCGCCUCAAACACAAACGCAUCAGCCGUUAGAAGGCCUCGCAGCAUGUUUACAAGCGCGUGUCCUAGCGUCGGAGUACUGGCGGGGUCGCGCAGGCCAAAACCCCCCUGCUCCAGGGGAGGCCGAAGACGCAUCAAGGCGAAACACUCCUACGCUUGACCCCCACUCAAAUACAUCCACGCCGUUGGUUGAUGAGAUGCCCGAUCGGCCCCCAGAAGGCGAGGGCGGUGAGGAAGUCGAGGAGAGCAAAUGGCAAGAUCGUAUCGCGUUCAGGUUUGACCAGAUCAUAUCGUUCGCGUCCACCGCUAUGGAGGACAAGCACCGGAGGUCGGACGAGGCGUGUAACACGUCGCCGGACUCGGGGAUAGGCCACGGCGAGGCCGCCCGCCCCACCGCUAACGAGCUGCCCGCCCAAGCCGUCCAGCCGACUGCCCCUCCUCCCACACCGACCAGCGAUCCGGUGAUCACUGAGGUAAACGCCGAGAGCGCUCCCGGAGAAAGCAACGCGCCGAACGAAGCGCGUUCCCCUUCGCCGCCCACGCACCACUUCAAGAAACGGUUCUUCCGUCGGUCGCGGUGGGGUGCUUGGGGGGCGGCGGAGGGGGCUCCGUCCACGCCCCCUCCGGCGCUCGAAUGGGAGAGGCCGCCCAUGUGA
This is a messenger RNA of Pieris macdunnoughi, 3855 nucleotides long. The record is from the annotation of a GenBank genome assembly. NCBI's taxonomy places the organism in Eukaryota, Metazoa, Arthropoda, Insecta, Lepidoptera, Pieridae.